AACAACCACACUCCAUAACAACUCCAAUAUUUUCUCUAUCUCAUUUCUCCUUUCCAUAUUAUAUCAUUUCAUAUUUCUCAAUACAUUAAUUUCAUCAUUUUUUACAUUAUAUUUUCAUUAUUUUCAUUCAUUUCAAGAACGUACAAAUUUUUAAAAAUGUGGAAAAAAAUUUUACCAAGUUGUUUUAAUGCAAAGCGAAAUAAACCCAAAUCCAGACCCAAAAACGAACACAUAAGAGUUGUACCAACUUCCCCUCAAAGGCUAUCGAUAUCGGAUAUUAGUAACCCCAAAUCGGAGUUUUCGUUUAAUGAUCUAUCCAAUUCUAUAAUCGGGUCAAAUCUUCAAGUGUUUACUUUGGAUGAACUUAGGAUUAUUUCGAAUAAUUUCUCUUAUACAAGUAAUUUCAUUGGUGAAGGCGGGUUUGGGGCGGUUUAUAAAGGGUUUAUUGAUGAUAAGCUUCGACCUGGUGUGUUAAAGGCUCAAGCUGUGGCUAUUAAGGUCUUGGAUUUGGAAGGUUCACAAGGACAUAAAGAGUGGCUGGCUGAAGUAAUAUUUCUUGGUCAGUUGAGGCACCCUCAUCUAGUGAAGUUGAUUGGAUAUUGUUGUGAAAAUGAACAAAGAGUUCUUGUUUAUGAAUAUAUGAGUAGAGGCAAUUUGGAUAAUCAAUUAUUUAGAAGAUGCUCUGUAGCCUUGCCAUGGUUGACAAGAAUGAAAAUUGCUCUUGGUGCUGCUAAAGGCCUUCAAUUCCUUCAUGAUUCUAAUAAACCUGUGAUCUUAAGGGAUUUUAAGGCAGCCAAUAUACUCUUAGAUUCUAAUUUUAAAGCAAAGCUGUCAGAUUUUGGGUAUGCACGAGAUGGACCAGAAGGAGAUAAAAGUCAUGUAACUACAGAACACAUUCUAGGCACCAAAGGAUAUGUUGCUCCUGAGUAUGUUAUGACAGGACAUUUGACAACCAUGAGUGACGUGUACAGCUUUGGAGUAGUUCUUCUAGAACUAUUGACCGGAAAAAGAUGUAUGGACAAAACUCGUCCCAGAAGAGAACAUUGUCUGGUUGAAUGGGCUCGACCUUUUUUAAAGGACCCACGUAAACUUAAUUUAAUCAUGGAUAUUAGGCUCGAGGGUCAGUUCUCGGUUCAAGGAGCAAAGAUAGCCACCGCGUUAGCCUAUCAAUGUCUAAGCCACAACCCCAAGGGCCGCCCUACAAUGAGCGCGGUGGUUAAGGCGUUAGAGCCUUUAAUGCAAAUGAAUGACAUUCCGGGACAUUUUGUUUAUGUUGUACCAAAAGAGGAAGAUAAAAAAGAGUGUUUGAAUCAAGAAAAAAAUAAGAAAAAGAAUGAGAAUAGAGUUAGACAUAAUGCUUUACAUAGGAGGCUUGGUAAUGGUAUAGAGGCCCCUAUUUAUGGUAGAUAAAAAGUAAAAUUAUUUACUUCUUUUUGAGCAAGGAAUGUGUAUAUAAUAAUUUAAGAUUUUUUCUUUUUAUUUGGUUGAUUUAUUGACUAGAUUUAAAAAAAAAAAUAGUCUCUUGAUAAUAAUGAAAUGUAAUAUUGUAAUUUUUAUUGUAAGAGUCAAAGAUACAUGUAAUAUGAUGUAUAAAAUUGGAUAAAGAAAUUUAUAUGAUCCUAUAGAUCAAGCAUUAUACUUUGGUAGGAAUGUUUUUGUUACUACUAAUAAUACAAGAAAAUCUUGUUUCAAUGUUUUAUUUUAUAUAUGUAAUAACUUAUUAAAUAGUUUGAUAGUUUCACUUC
Messenger RNA from Amaranthus tricolor (Joseph's coat), 1745 nucleotides. Its product is annotated as serine/threonine-protein kinase RIPK-like. The transcript is spliced from 5 exons. Lineage: Eukaryota; Viridiplantae; Streptophyta; Magnoliopsida; Caryophyllales; Amaranthaceae. The record is from RefSeq and is a predicted model, not a curated record. Gene Ontology annotation, biological process: protein phosphorylation. Bases 157 to 1410 code for a protein of 417 amino acids. Gene Ontology annotation, molecular function: ATP binding; protein kinase activity.